CUCAUGAAACCUCCCCAAAUGCCAGUGCCACUCCUCUCUCUCUCUCUACAAUUAUUCUACACAACAUCUUCAAUAUUAGGUUAGCCAAAUUAAGAGUUGUUUGAUCUUGUCGCCAUUGUUGUUGUGUUGUUGCUGUGAUCUCUGUGUUUUUUGGAGCCAUGGUGAGAGCUCCUUGUUGUGAAAAAGUGGGGCUGAAAAAGGGAAGAUGGACAGCUGAAGAAGAUGAGAUUUUGACCAAGUAUAUCCAAGCCAAUGGAGAAGGCUCUUGGAGAUCUUUACCCAAAAAUGCAGGAUUGCUAAGGUGUGGAAAGAGCUGCAGAUUGAGAUGGAUUAACUAUCUAAGGACAGACUUGAAGAGAGGGAACAUCACCAGUGAGGAUGAACAAAUGAUUGUAAAGCUGCAUAAUGUUUUUGGCAACAGGUGGUCUUUAAUAGCGGGACAUUUGCCUGGCCGAACGGACAACGAAAUAAAGAACUACUGGAAUUCCCAUCUGAGUAGAAAAAUCUACACUGUGACAUGGCCGACAUCCGACAAGUCAUCAUCCGCUCCUUCGUCUGUUGUCACUGCCAUCCUCGACAUCGCUCCUACGACCAAGCGAAGACGAUGCACCACAGAUCGGAAAGCAGGGAAAACAACAAUCCCUACUCCUGAUCAUAUGGAGAAAGAGGAAGAGGAAGAGGAAGAGGAAGAAGGAGAAAGAGAAGUGUUGAGGUCAGAAUUACACAAAGAAGAAGAUGAUGGAAAGGCAUUAUUAUUGGGAAAUAAUGAAGUGGUUUUGAGCCCCAUAAUGGAGCAUGGGGAGAAUUGGGGACCAUAUGAUUGGCUAGAUGGUGAAAUAAUGAGACUCAAUAAUGAAAUUCUUGAAUGGGGAGUGGUGGAAUCAAGUGGGAAUUUAUGUAGUGAUCAAACAAAAGUGAUGACAAGUAGUACUGAUAAUGAAGAUCAUCAUCAGAAUGGGUCAUGUUCCUCUUCAAUGAAUUCAGCUUUGGAAAAUGAGCAAUGCCUGAAUUGGGCUUGGGAAGAUGUUGGAUCUGUCGAAGAAAUUUUGGACCAAUGGGAGCUUCAAGAUAUUUCAUCUUGGUUAUGGGGAGGCGAUCGAGAUUCCUGACGAUAGAUAUCUUGAUUCAGUGUAGCGAGAGUUAGAAUUUUCAAAUGCUAGUUGGUUGUUGGGAUUUAAACCUACGACCUAAAACGUGUAGAGAUGUCUUAAUCGUUUAACUGUGCUAUUGUCGGAGGAUAAGAUAAAA
Momordica charantia (bitter melon) is the source of this 1248-nucleotide messenger RNA. RefSeq names its product myb domain protein 111 (gene MYB111). NCBI's taxonomy places the organism in Eukaryota, Viridiplantae, Streptophyta, Magnoliopsida, Cucurbitales, Cucurbitaceae. The record is from RefSeq and is a predicted model, not a curated record.